Molecule: messenger RNA, 2490 nt
Organism: Penicillium subrubescens
Lineage: Eukaryota; Fungi; Ascomycota; Eurotiomycetes; Eurotiales; Aspergillaceae
Product: DUF3433 domain-containing protein
Exons: 2
Coding region: 1-2490 (829 amino acids)
Source: RefSeq, a predicted model, not a curated record
AUGUCGGACUCUCCUACACCUCGCAAUUUUAGUUUGCGAAACGUGAGCACAAGCAAACCUCAAGUCUACCGAACAGAGUCACGGCAAUCAGCCGCUGCUUCAGACGACUACUAUUCCUUCUCGGACCGAGCAGCGUCAUCCAGUCCGGAUAGUCGUGUUACAGCAAUGCGCUUUGAUACUCCAGACUCACAUCAAUCUUUUCAAGAAUCGUCUCCCACAGUACCUUUGACACAACAACCGCAACACCCCGCAAUGUCCCAAGAUUACCAACAACAGCAGCUGCCUGCGCCAGAGGACCUUGGCUCCCCUCGCCCGGGUACAGCCAGUACAAUCCGAUUCGGUGAAGACAGAGUUGCUCGCAUCAGCCCCAAGUCCGACGACACUGUCAGGCGGUAUACAAGAGACUAUGCUGGCCCAGCACCGACCCCCGGGUUAGACGACUCGCCAUAUGUCCGCUUCGCUAUAGACCAACUUACCCGUGAUGAAGAAGUCGGGGUUCCUCAAAGACAUGAUUCAAUCUCCACCAAUCAAGACUACCCAAAUGAUCGGCUUGUCUGGGAUCAAGGAUUGGGCUAUUUCACUCGUGCCCGCACACCGAUCCGACACACAGAGACACCACCCAGACCGAACUUCACAUCGCCAUCCCCCCAAGCACUACCUCAACGCCCAAACUCAGUCGACCCAGAGUCAUUUGUUGCAGUUGACCCACCCGAGCAGAGUCUGCUAUACCCACCUUUGGAUUAUCUUCCCAUGGUCCUACGGCCCUGGGCUGUGCUCGGUCUGAUCUUCUGCUGCCUCCUCAUGAUUGCGGGCGUGGUGUUUUGCAACAUCUGGUCCCAUCGCCAUGAGGGAAUCUGGAAUUAUAAUGGCCAAGGUGGUGCUCGGUAUUUUGUUAUGCAAUUCUUGCCACAGAUCCUAGCAGCCCCCAUUAUCAUCUGGAGUUUUGUCGUCCAAGCUGCUGUAUACCGGAUCUCUCCAUUUGCUAUGAUGGCAGCAGAGCGAAAACGGGGAUCCGUCUUGCAAGGCCUACCCAUCCUCCCGAGGAACUUUGUGUUCCCUGAUCAUUCUCAUUUCCGGUACGGAGAACCUCUAUUUGGAUUCUCGCUCUUCACGAUCUGGCUAUCCAAUUUCUUUGCUAUCCCACUUCUCAGCUGCGUCUUCCAAGCAAAGUACUAUGUCAUUGAUGGGCAAGGAUUGUGGAGGUGGGCCUCCGUGCAAGCUGUUGUCUGGGCUGUGGUUGCAAUGUAUGGUCUCCAAGCCAUUGGUUUACUACUGCUUGUCAUCCGAUUCAUUCGAGGUUGGACUGGUCUGAUGUGGGAUCCGAUCUGUCUGGCAGAUUUGAUCUCCAUUAUCCAACGCUCGAAUAUCCUUCAUGAUUAUGAGCACUCUGAGACUGUGCCCUCGGUAAAACAGUCCCUGGAUCCUCGUGUGCUCCGACUAGGAUACUGGAAGCUAUCGAUGAAGCCCGAGAUCUUUUACGGAAUUGGUGAAGUGGAUGCCCCCAUUCGUACGCCUUCUCUGCACCAAACCGAGAAGAGUCGCCAAAACCAACCCCAUGGAAUGACCAAAGUGCGAUUCGACCUCGAACAAAAUGGCUUUGCUAAUGAUGGCUACGACCACCACCUAUUCUCCCCAUUCACUCGCUACCGCUGGACGCCCUGGUUCCUUCGCAUUCCAUCGGUUAUUGUAUGGACCAUCAUUGUGUUCGCGCUCUUCAUCGCAUUCAUCACCGUCAGCUUCGUGAACAAUGCAAUCGAGGGGGGUUUCCCACCAAAGCUACCGACUCUCCCAUCCACGAGUGCAUUCUCCUCCUCAAACUUCCUCUACAGCUUUAUCCCAGCAGUGAUUGGAAAUGUGCUUUUUCUCGCCUGGCAACCGAUUGACAUGUAUUUCCGCGCCCUCCAACCAUUUGUUGAACUCUCUGCUCCCAACGGCGCCUCGGCCGAUAAGAGCCUCCUCCUCGCCUACCCAACUUCCCUCCCCAUUCAAGUCACUCUCCAGGCUAUCAUCAACGGACACUUCAAGGUCGCCUGGCUCUCAUUCAUGAGCCUCAUCUCCCUCGCCAUCCCCAUCCUGGCUGGUGGUGUAUUCAUCGCACUCUGGUACCCAGAUCACGACGACGUCCGCAUUUCCUCGCUGAUGCCCGCCUUCUACGCGCUGAUCGCAUUCUGUGGUCUUUAUGCCGUCUCUUUCUUGGCAAUCUGGCCCGGUCGCCGCCGCUACCUGCCACACGAUAUCACCACUCUCGCCGAUCUUAUGAGCUACCUCUACCAGUCUCCCCUCCUCGCGGAUAAGCUUCUUCGUGAACCUCGCAGCAAGACUGAUCUUGUGACCCGUCUUAUUGUUGCCCCUCCAUCUGAGCGCAUGCUGCCAAUGUAUGGAUUUGGAAUUUACGUCGGUCGCGAUGGAAAGGAACAUCUUGGUAUUGAUCGUCUCCAUCGACCUGGCCGCGCCGAUAUGCUGAUUACGACCGGAACGAUGAAAACCUGA